AUGAAAUUAAAGAAGGCUGAAAUAGUGGAGGAGCUUCAUAAACCAGCUAGGAGGAAUUACACUCGUCGUCAUGAUGAUAUUAGAGGUUUGAAUAAAACCUGGCAAGUCGAUCUAGUGGAGAUGAGGGCUUAUGCAAAUGUCAAUAAGGACUAUAGCAAAGUGCAACGAAGCAAUCCUGUCACAUACAAACUCAUGGAUGUUCAGAAUCAACAAAUCGAGAGUGGCUUCUACCAGGAAGAACUUCAAAAAGUCAAGUGUCCAGAUGUUUACCUCGUAGAAAAAGUGUUGAAGACAAAAGGCAAUAAGAAAUAUGUGAAAUGGAUGGGUUUUGAUAACACUCAUAACAGCUGGAUAAAUAAUGGUGAUUUGUAA
Molecule: messenger RNA, 372 nt
Organism: Diachasma alloeum
Lineage: Eukaryota; Metazoa; Arthropoda; Insecta; Hymenoptera; Braconidae
Exons: 2
Coding region: 1-372 (123 amino acids)
Source: RefSeq, a predicted model, not a curated record